UUUGUCAAAAAUAAAAAUACCAACUCUCGGGGGGUUUAAGUAGCACAGAUGGGGUGCCAAUAGCGAAAAAAGCAGCACUAACAUGAAGACGCGACUCGCCACAGAUGAAGCUGAGUAGCAUAGUUAGCAGAAGUGACAUUGUGGAGAAGAAAGGCAACUACAUACACACACACACCCGUACUUCUCUCGUUUCAGUGCGUAUCGCUCACUAUUUCGGAACUUCAGUUGAAUCAUUUUCCACGUUCGGAACCCCAAAACAAAUCAAAGUAAGGCUUCAUUUGUUAAAGUUUGGGAUAUUCUCUGUGUUUUGACCCUUGAGCACUAGCUGUUUGAUAAAAUAAUCCAACCAUUAGUUUCCAUUUAUUUGAAAUUAAUGUUUUCCAACCCUUGAGCACUAUCUCGACGAUGAUUCUGACACUCUUUGACACAGCUGAACAGAGAAACAGACUCCUCGUUCUAGAUAAAUAGAUGAAUUUCCGUUGAGAACGUUGUGAAGUUACGAAAAUGCUGUUUCUCCAAACCACUGUCUUACCUAGACGCUUCUCACCUUUUUGUGAUGCUACUUUGCAUCCAUUGUCAUCACUUAAUGUUCAAAAUCCUAUGUUGGAAUGUGCUCACAGUUUUUCUCAUUAUUCCCCUGUACCUAGCAACCGCACUGUAAAGUCUAUAUCAUGCUCUGUUUCUAGAAAGUCCCAUUCAAAACCUGAGCCUGAACCACCCGAACCUGAAGCUAAUUCGAACCAAAGAGCAGGGCCUAAGGCGAGAAGCAGAAGUCACCAACCUAAAGAUGUGGAAUCCAGUAACGACGAUAAAAGUUCAGCAGAGACAUUCCCCACAACGAUUCCCAGGAAGCCGAGGCGUGGUCGUAGAAGUGAAGCAGUGGCAGUGGAAGAUUUUGUACGCGAUUCGCUCGAGCGCACGUUUGCUGCAAUUCGGGAACAAAACAAGGAUGCUUUGGAGAGUCAUGAAAAUAUAAUGAAGGAGAGGGAUGGUGACAGUUCUAAAUCUGAAAGCAGCGAUAAGGACGAUGACAAUGAUGAUGAAGAGGAAGAUGGCGGAGAAGGCGUAAGAAAUAAGAUGGUGAUUGAGGAAGAGAGUAAAAACUGGCCAUUGGAUGCAGAUGUUGGGUGGGGAAUAAGAGCUUCUGAGUAUUUUGAGAAGCAUCCAAUCAAGAAUGUGGUGGGAGAAGAUGGGUAUGAAAUUGACUGGGAAGGGGAGAUUGAUGACAACUGGGUGCAAGAGAUCAACUGUUUGGAAUGGGAGAGUUUUGCUUUCCAUCCCAGCCCUUUAAUUGUCCUUGUCUUUGAACGCUAUAACAGGGCAUCUGAUAACUGGAAAAAUUUGAAAGAGCUGGAGAAAGCAGUAAAGGUAUUUUGGAGUGCAAAAGAUCGGUUGCCUCCCCGGGCGGUUAAGAUAGAUAUCUAUAUCGAGAGAGAUUUGGCAUACGCCCUGAAAGUUAGAGAAUGUCCUCAAAUUUUAUUUUUACGGGGUAACAGGGUCGUGUACAGGGAAAAAGAACUCAGAACUGCGGAUGAGCUGGUUCAGAUGAUUGCAUUUUUCUAUUAUAAUGCAAAAAAGCCUGCGUGGAUAGAUGAUAAGGCCCUGUAUUUUCGUUUUUAAUCUUCCCCAAUAUCAUAUAGCCCUUGACAACCUGAAGAUUGUGUGUCUUUGUAAUGAAACAAACAAAAUUGGCAGCAAUUUUUUUUUUUUGUAUAAAAAAUAUCUAAGCAAAACAAUCCUGGACUACCAAAUUUAGAAAUUUUAAGUAGAACAAUAGACAUUCAUAUUCAUUGUUUUCUCUUCUACGCAUUAGCUACUGAGUUUAAAGUCCCUUGGA
Messenger RNA from Glycine soja, 1837 nucleotides. Its product is annotated as thioredoxin-like fold domain-containing protein MRL7 homolog, chloroplastic. The transcript is spliced from 4 exons. The coding region runs from base 505 to 1620 and encodes 371 amino acids. Gene Ontology annotation, biological process: regulation of DNA-templated transcription; chloroplast organization. Gene Ontology annotation, cellular component: chloroplast stroma. The record is from RefSeq and is a predicted model, not a curated record. Lineage: Eukaryota; Viridiplantae; Streptophyta; Magnoliopsida; Fabales; Fabaceae.